Ilex paraguariensis (yerba mate) is the source of this 1796-nucleotide messenger RNA. The record is from the annotation of a GenBank genome assembly. NCBI's taxonomy places the organism in Eukaryota, Viridiplantae, Streptophyta, Magnoliopsida, Aquifoliales, Aquifoliaceae.
UCUCUCUCUCUCUCUCUCUCUCUUGUGGCUCAAAAAAAUCUCCCCCCCCCCCUCUCUCUCUCUCUCUCCAAGAGUCAUAUACAACUUCAACUAGCUUUUUAGGAGCAUUGUCAUCUCAUCUUCAUAGCCAAUUCUCAACUUAGUGUGUUUUGAUUUGAGCAGAGCUCCUAAACCUCAAAGCCUAGUCUAUUACUCACUCUUCUGUAUCUUUGUUGAGCUAUGUGCUUGCUUUGCUUCUUUUAGCACCAUCUCUAUAUAACCCAUCUUUUAGUAUUAAAUCAAACUACUUUCUAUGCUCUUCUCAAAUCCAAAAUCCCCCCAGUUCUAGAUUAAAUCUCAAUCAACUUUCUAGGCUCUUCACAACUCCAAAUUCAUCUGUUCAAUCUUCAAACUGAGAAAAAGAGCCAUGAAAGAGAGAGGCAAAGCUACAGAAUCAAACAAUGGGAACUUCUUCUCUGACUUCAACUUUUCUUCAUCAUCAGAUCUUCCAUGCAAGAAACACCCAUCUUCAUCUUCUGUUGGAAUCUGUGCUUACUGUCUCAAAGACAGGCUGAUUAAGUUGGUCUGCUCAGACUGUGGAGAGCAACGUCUUUCUUCUUGCUCUUGUUCUGAUAUCUCUUCGUACCGCAAUUCAUGCAGUACUGUGGAUGUGGGAAGUGUUGGAAGAAUUUCAUUCCUGAUUGAGAAUGAGAAAACUGAGACCCAACACUCACAUUCAAAGCCCAAGAAUGGGGAGAGAUCAGAAGCAGCUUUUCUGCUCAAGAGGAGUAGCAGUAGCUGUGUUGAAAUCAAGAGGAGCAAUGGGAUUUGGAGCUUUGGGAGGAUUGGGAGGCUCUUUAGGAAGAAAAGAGAAAAGGGUAGUGAGAGAAAUGGUGGAUUUGAUGAUGAAAGUGACAUGGGUGUGUCUAGGUCUAGGUCACUCUGUAGCUACAGGGUUGGUGGUUUCAAUUACCCAGAUCAAUGUAGUGAUUUUGGUUUGUCAAGUGCUAAAAUUUCAGAUUUUACAGGGGGCAUACUGUUAGAUGCUGAGAAACAAGUGGGAUUGAAUGAAGCAGAACCAAGAAAAAGUGGGUUUGAAGGAGUUUUGGGUGUUGAAAAUGGUCUUGAUUUCAAGGGUGUAAACAGGACUGGUGGGCCUUUGGAGCUUGAUAGAGCUUCUAGUGUUCCAACCAGGUGUGUUUUCCCAGUAAAAGAGAGUGAUUUCAGUGGCAUGGAUGAAUCAGCCUUCAUUGAUUUAAAGCUUGAUUUAUCAUCAGAAUCAAAAUCAGAUUUCUCUGGUCUAAAAAUGAGUGACCUUCCAAUCUCACUCUCAAGUUUUGGAAGCUUGAGGAGUGGGGCUUUUAUGGAAAAUCUAGAAUCUGCAAGGUCAUUUGGAAGUUUAAAAGAAGAUUUGCUCUUUGGCAAUGGGCCUUCAUGUAGGAUUACAGUGAAUGACAGAGGAUUCAGAAAGGGAAGCAAAGGUUAUAAUAAGGUCUGGAAAUGGAUUUUCAGACAUCAUUCUGGCUUGAGAAGUGCAAGUAAGAAGGAUGAAAAUCAUACCUUGAGGCUUUAAUAUGAUGAACUGAAAACAUUAAUUUCAGGGAAAUUUCUGAUAGAUGAAGAGGGUUUUAAGUACAUAUUUAUGUUAAGAGAUUAGUGGAGAUUAAUCUCUUCUGUUAUAUUGUUGUGUAUUUUUACUUAUUUUCUCUUCCCUUGUAGUCCUUAUCUUUCUCUCUGUUAAUCAGAAUUAGUACUUCCUUGUUUGCUCUGUUCUUAAGUUGAUUGGUGAAUGGUAAGGUAGCCCUAUGGUUUUUUUU